Messenger RNA from Sinocyclocheilus anshuiensis, 1225 nucleotides. RefSeq names its product 78 kDa glucose-regulated protein. The coding region runs from base 23 to 988 and encodes 321 amino acids. Gene Ontology annotation, molecular function: ATP-dependent protein folding chaperone; ATP binding. Lineage: Eukaryota; Metazoa; Chordata; Actinopteri; Cypriniformes; Cyprinidae. The transcript is spliced from 4 exons. The record is from RefSeq and is a predicted model, not a curated record.
AUAGGACUUGUUCCGCUCCACCAUGAAACCAGUGCAGAAGGUUCUGGAAGACUCUGACCUGAAGAAGACUGACAUUGACGAGAUCGUCCUGGUCGGUGGCUCCACUCGUAUUCCCAAGAUCCAGCAGCUGGUGAAGGAGCUCUUCAACGGCAAGGAGCCGUCCAGAGGAAUCAACCCAGACGAGGCUGUGGCUUACGGAGCUGCCGUCCAGGCUGGAGUCCUGUCUGGAGAAGAGGACACCGGAGACCUGGUGCUUCUGGACGUUUGCCCUUUGACCCUGGGCAUUGAGACGGUCGGAGGAGUGAUGACCAAACUCAUUCCCAGGAACACCGUUGUGCCCACCAAAAAAUCCCAGAUCUUCUCCACCGCUUCUGACAACCAGCCAACCGUGACCAUCAAAGUUUAUGAAGGUGAGCGUCCGCUGACCAAAGAUAACCACCUCCUGGGCACCUUUGACCUGACCGGCAUCCCUCCGGCUCCCCGCGGCGUCCCUCAGAUCGAGGUCACCUUCGAGAUCGACGUCAACGGCAUCCUGCGUGUCACCGCCGAGGACAAGGGCACAGGCAACAAGAACAAGAUCACCAUCACCAACGACCAGAACCGGCUGACCCCCGAGGACAUCGAGCGCAUGGUGAACGAGGCCGAGCGCUUUGCCGACGAGGACAAGAAGCUAAAGGAGCGCAUCGACGCACGCAACGAGCUGGAGAGCUACGCCUAUUCCCUGAAGAACCAGAUCGGGGACAAAGAGAAGCUGGGCGGCAAACUGUCGCCCGACGACAAGGAGGCCAUCGAGAAGGCGGUCGAGGAGAAGAUCGAGUGGCUGGAGUCUCACCAGGAGGCAGAUCUUGAGGACUUCCAGGCCAAGAAGAAGGAGCUGGAGGAAAUCGUGCAGCCCAUCGUCAGCAAGCUGUACGGCAGCACGGGUGGCCCGCCACCGGAGGAGGGUGACGAUCAGGGCGAUGAUCAGGGCAACAGGGACGAGUUGUAGAUCGUCCGGACUCUGUUUUCAGUCGCGUUGACUCCCUCGCCUCUCUAGGUGUACAUACUGAACACGACGGACAUUUUGUACGAGACGGGUGAACGUAAAGCCUCAAAUCUCUUCGGGAAAGACUUGAGGGAAGUGUUAGAGUUGCGUUUGUUGUCUUAUUUUUUUCUUCACUCUGGUGGAGAUUCAGUCAGCCUGGUUUGAGGCUCGAUGCUGCUGUUCUCAGGCAGUUCUGUGAGG